CAUCUUUUUCAAUGCGACCUUGUCAACCGGGCAUGACUGGCUGACGUCCACGACAACAUGAGGGGAAUAAUGAGGGUUGGCAUCUCCGUUCCUGCUCUUAUACUGCUUCGUCUCCAUUUUACCUCCCGGGCUUUUUUAGUCUUGUUUCGCCUUUGGGGCGUCGCUUUCUCCGUUGCUGGGCGUUCUCUUUCUCGUGUCUGCGGCGACGGCGUCGGUUCUGAAGAAUCAUCUGCUGUCCAGGCGUCUGCAGGCUGUGCUGGACAGGGGAAG
Gamsiella multidivaricata is the source of this 270-nucleotide messenger RNA. RefSeq lists its product as uncharacterized. Lineage: Eukaryota; Fungi; Mortierellomycota; Mortierellomycetes; Mortierellales; Mortierellaceae. The annotation marks the transcript as partial. The record is from RefSeq and is a predicted model, not a curated record. The transcript has 3 exons.